This is a messenger RNA of Oncorhynchus masou masou (cherry salmon), 2801 nucleotides long. RefSeq names its product kelch repeat and BTB domain-containing protein 11-like. Bases 463 to 1590 code for a protein of 375 amino acids. The transcript has a single exon. Gene Ontology annotation, molecular function: protein binding. The record is from RefSeq and is a predicted model, not a curated record. Lineage: Eukaryota; Metazoa; Chordata; Actinopteri; Salmoniformes; Salmonidae.
GCGAGUUUCCAGGCGGGGCAGAGGGAGGGGAGGUCUGCGCCUGUCACCUUUUGUAUCAGCGCGGAAGCACAGCCAGCACAUGAGCGCGGACAGACAGGCAGUGCGGGACAGACGGCUGUGCGGGGAGAGAGCGACCCAGAAGCUACACAGGGAAACCAAGCACCGCAGUUCAGGCAGGAAGGAUGGGGAUGUGGGAACGGCGUCUGUGUUUCUGGAGAUAAGUGUCUGGAAAGAAACUUGAAGCACAUAAAGCCGUUUUGGCUGAGAAAAGUGACUAUUUCAAGGCGCGGCAGUUCCGAGACGUAUGCAGAUUUAAAGGGGGUGCGUUUUAAGACUUUGACAAUAUUGGUGGAUUACAUUUACUCGUACUGAAUGCAGGUUAGUACGGUUAAUAUUGUAGAGGUCGUCACCCGGGCUAAAGUGUUAUAAAUUCUUUUCGCAGUUCAAGCUGCUGUCGAUAAAAUGUCGGAGCAGAUUACCGCUGAGAACUGCUAUGAGAUUUUGACAAUAGCCAAAAGGCAAUGUAUCGAUGAAUUGAAGCAGAAAGCCUACAAGCACAUGAGUGACAAUUUCUUGGAAAUACUGCGUGAUCCUGCUGUCUAUGGGCGUUUGACGGGAGGGGAGAGAGAGAGGAUUCUCACUAUGAGAAUGGAGGGAAAGAGGGCGUUGGUGGUGGCUGAAAUCAACGAGGUGUAUGACCGCGCCGGGAGCAGACCUCCAAGCCGUGAGAACAGUCGCCCCCAGAGCCCUCUAUCGAUGGUGUCCCUGGAGGAGAACCAUGUGAUUUACUAUUACAACGAGGAGACAAAGGACUGGAAAGUGCUGACGAAGAUGCCUGAUGAAAUCAACACAAAGGGCUCUGGGAUAUGCACCAUGUACAAUUAUCUAUUCGUAGCAGGUGGAAUCAAAGUGCAGGGCGACAAAGGCAAGGUCUCAGACAAGGUGUUCUGCUACAACCCUCUCACUGACAGCUGGAGCGAAAUACGACCGCUCACCCAGGGUCGGUCUCAGCUCAAACUGGUGUCCAUGGACGGGUACCUGUUUGCAAUCGGAGGGGAGUGUCUCUUCACCGUGGAGAAAUACGACCCUCGCACUGACAGAUGGAGCCCCGUGGCGCCGCUACCAAAAGGGGCGUUCGCUGUUGCGCACGAGGCAACGACCUGUAAUGGAGAGCUGUUCGUAUCCGGAGGCUCUCUCUUUUAUCGUCUGCUAAGAUAUGACAGUAGAAGAGCUGACUGGGAGGAAUGCCCGUUCAACAACAGCAGGAAGAAAUCCACUGACAUGGUGGCGUUUAAAAACUUCAUCUACAGGUUUGACGUCAACCGUGACUAUGGCGUCAACGUGUUCAAAUACAACACCGUGGUGAAAAUAUGGCAUGACAGUGCGUCUCUGGAGCAGACCAACCCCUUGCCCUUUCGCUGUGCUGUCAUUGGCAACACGAUUUACUGUGUGAACAAGUCCCAAACAUUGCAGUUUGUUGUGGAAGAGGAGAAUGAACAGUUUUUGCCUGAGGCAGAAGCACUCAAAGCACCUGUAGAGGCUAAAGGUGCCCUUGUUCCAUUUGUCUUGGCUCUGCCCAAGACAGCCUGAGACAGAAUAAUGAACAAUAGUUACCUAUUUUUGGAGACUCACUAAAGCGGCCUCAGAAAUGUCAUUUGAGGACAAAAUAUGUUGUGUUUGAUAAAAGACUGUGAUAAGAAUGAUACAUUAAAUAAUUUGUCAAUUUUCAUGAACAGUAUUUUUAAUUCCUACCAGAGGACAGUAAUAUUGUGAUUGGCUUCUCUUAUCUUGCCUCUAUGGCUAUACACUUCAACAGCUCUACAGAAACAAUGUAGCCUACUGUAUAGACCUAGGUGAUGUCAAUAGGCAGAACUUUUUCAUCAACAGCACUGCCAAAGCAAUAUGUAUUCCCAAGUGUUUAUAAUUAAAUGGCAAUAUAACUAUUGCAUGAUUCAAAUAGUUUUCCCCUCUGAGAGUAUUACCUGUUAUUACUAAGUGGAAACAUUGCCUUGUUUCUAAGAGUAGGAAUAAAACGUGCUGCAAAGCAGCUUUUUGCCAAAGGCAGGGGAGAUAUACACAAUGGGAGAUAACAGGGAUCCCUGUUGAUAUAAUAUAAGCUAGCUACUAUGGCUUUAUUACAGGGAAUGAUAGAACAUCCCAUUGUAUGGUAAAGGAUUAGCAGCAUCAAGAAACCGAUUUGAAUGUCUAAGGAAAGUCUGGUUUGAGUGGCGAUAUUGUCUAUUAGUCUGUGGCCUGGAUAAUGACAUGAAUUUCUCACAUUACUAUAAGUAUGGCAUUUUUGGGUGGACUUGUCUUCCAAACCCUCUCAGCCCUGAAUCCCUGACCACAGGCGGACAGUCUCAUUUUAGAGCUGGGCAUAUUGACCCAUAACGCCAACUCUCCAAAAUGUGCUGAGUUAGGCAUUAAAGAUAUUUGUGAGAUUCAUGUUUUUUGACACCUUAGAGUAUUUUUUUUUUUUUUUACACUUUUCACCCUUGUCCGCGGUGAUUGUGCAAUAGUUUAUUUAUCAAUCCAUCAAUGGACAGCAGUUUGUGAAACGAAUGUACUCGACAGCAUGUUGUGAAAUUCACAGUUGGGAUAGUUGCUGUUGUUGCACAGCUUCCUUUUAUUUAUUUAACCUUAAUUAACCUUCCUUAUAGAGCGCCUGGAGAGGGCUAAGGCUGUUUACAGCAGCACCAGGGCUAAGGCUGUUUACAGCAGGACCAGGGCUAAGGCUGUUUACAGCAGCACCAGGGCUAAGGCUGUUUACAGCAGCACCAGGGCUAAGGCUGUUUACAGCA